AUGUCCACUGGCUCCCUCAGUGAUGUAGAAGACCUUCAAGAAGUGGAGAUGCUGGAAUGCGACUCCCUGAAAGUGGACUCCAACAAGGAGUUUGUGACUUCCAACGAGAGCACCGAGGAGGGCUCCAACUGUGAGAACGGGUCCCCACAGAAGGGUCGCGGUGGCCUGGGCAAGAGGAGGAAGGCGCCCACCAAGAAGAGCCCACUGAGUGGGGUCAGCCAGGAGGGGAAGCAGGUCCAGCGCAACGCAGCCAAUGCGCGCGAGCGGGCCCGCAUGCGGGUGCUGAGCAAGGCCUUCUCCAGACUCAAGACCACCCUGCCCUGGGUGCCCCCGGACACCAAACUCUCCAAGCUGGACACGCUCAGAUUGGCGUCCAGCUACAUCGCGCACUUGAGGCAGAUCCUGGCCAACGACAAGUACGAGAACGGUUACAUUCACCCAGUCAACCUGACGUGGCCCUUUAUGGUGGCCGGCAAGCCUGAGAGUGACUUAAAGGAAGUGGUGACCGCGAGCCGUUUGUGUGGAACCACCGCGUCCUGACCUUGGAGGUGCGAGUCUGGGAACCUUGCGCUCCAGGGGCAGUGGGCCAGCGAGGGCGACGACCCCUGCCCUCCCCUCCCUGUCUCUGCUGCAGCCUUGCAGCGCUCCUCUCCCCAUCCCACCCCGCGCGAACACUUAACAGCGACGAGGAGAUUCGUUUCCAAACCAAAGGAGACCAACUGUACUUACAGAUUCCCAUCUAUUUAACUUUAUUAACGUCUGCCAUGAAUGACUGCGAGCCUGGCUGGUCCAAGUGCAAUAUGUAAUUAUAUAUUAUAUAUAAAUAGAUAAUAAGAGCCUAUCAAUGUGUAUCUUUUGUACAAUAUGUUGUAAAGUGUAGAUCAUAGAAUAGCUGACUUUGACAGUCACAUUUAUAAAGUAAGUCACUCAAAGAAAUAUAUUUUUUUCAAACAAGUUUUGCUACUUUCAAAAAUAAAUCUUUCUUUAUAUUG
Molecule: messenger RNA, 992 nt
Organism: Microtus ochrogaster (prairie vole)
Lineage: Eukaryota; Metazoa; Chordata; Mammalia; Rodentia; Cricetidae
Gene: Tcf21
Product: transcription factor 21
Biological process (GO): developmental process; regulation of transcription by RNA polymerase II
Molecular function (GO): RNA polymerase II transcription regulatory region sequence-specific DNA binding; DNA-binding transcription factor activity, RNA polymerase II-specific; protein dimerization activity
Source: RefSeq, a predicted model, not a curated record